UCUUGAAAAUCUAAAAAUCCCAACAAGCUGAACAGAUUUUAACAGAAAGAAAACAAAUAAAACUCUCACCAGAUUUUAUAUAUAUAAUCCUCACCAUCACACUCAAUGGUCUCUCACUUUCACUCCUCCAAUCUCAGCCGUUGAUUUCACCGAUCGAUGAGCCUUAUGUUCUUGGAAUCUAGGGCUUCAUCUUCUUCCUCCUCUUCUUCUUCUUCUUCUUCAUCAUCGUCUAACAUCUUCAACCUCAAUCCUAAUCUCCAUCUACAAUGUCUUCGAAGAUCAACAGCAACAACAACAAUCAUCGGAUCAACGGCCAGAUUUCUCUCCAGCCGUGUCCCCACCUCGCCGAUUUCCGAUCCCGGCACCGGUCCAACCCGUUCCGAGCUCUGCAGGAUUGUCUCCGGAUCAAGCCGCCGGGAGGCCGCGCCGCGAUCCGCCGGGACCCCAGCGAGGUCCCUCUCUGCGGCGCGUGCGGCGACUCCGGCGGCGGUCGCACUCGCCUUUACGCUUGCGUUUCCUGCGCCGCCGUGCACUGCCACGCGCCUCCCGGCGGCGGUCCGUCGCACGCGGCGGCGCACGCGGAGUCGACGAGAGGAGGUGGCCACGAGAUCGCCGUCGACGUCGAUCGCGCCGAGCUCUUCUGCUGCGCGUGCCGCGAUCAGGUCUACGAUCGCGACUUCGACUCCGCGGUGGUCCUCGCUCAGACCGCAGCGUCGACGCUCCACGCGCCGCCUCACUCCGUCACAACGCCGACCACGAUCCGAUUACCUCAGCCUGAAAACCUAAGGAAACGGCGGCGAGUAGAUUACCGGCCUUGGACCCCGGAUCCGAGAGAGCGAUCCUUAAUGGGAAGCUCAUCUAGUCCCCUAAACGGCACCGUUUCCGAUUCCGAUUCAAACUCCGAUUCCAGAUCCAACGAUUUGUUACCCUGGGGAUUGCGCGGACUCAACAAUCUCGGAAACACGUGCUUCAUGAAUUCGGUUCUGCAAGCUCUGCUUCACACUCCGCCGCUGAGAAACUAUUUCCUCAGCGAUCGGCACAACCGAUUCUAUUGCCAAAAGAAGAGCAAUUGCAAUGGAAAUGGCAAUGGAGACGGCAUUGCGAAUCGGAGAAAUGCGAGCAACAGUGAAAAGAAUAAUAAUUCGCGGAUGUGUUUGGCUUGCGAUAUGGACGCCAUGUUUUCGGCCGUUUUUUCGAGAGAUCGGAAGCCUUAUAGUCCUGCAAAGUUUUUGUACAGUUGGUGGCAACAUGCUGCAAAUCUGGCAAGCUAUGAGCAGCAAGAUGCUCAUGAAUUUUUCAUUUCAAUGCUAGAUGGGAUCCAUGAAAAGGUCGAGAAGGAACGGCGCAAACCACAUAGUCAGGGCAAUGGAGACUGUUGUAUUGCUCAUAGAGUAUUUUCCGGUAUCCUGCGAUCUGAUGUGAUGUGUAUGACCUGUGGUUUCACAUCUACAACAUAUGACCCAUGUGUAGACAUCUCACUGGACUUGGAGCCAAACCAAGGGGGAUCUGCAAAGAUGGCGCCCACAAAGUCCAAUCAUGCUUCCAACGGUGAGGCGGAUUGCCUAAAUUCAAGUCAAAACAGUGGGAUAUCUACCCUUGUGGGAUGCUUGGACCGUUUUACAAGACCUGAGAGAUUGGGCACCGACCAGAAAUUUUUUUGCCAACAGUGUCAGGUGAGGCAAGAGUCUCUCAAACAAAUGUCCAUCAGAAAGCUUCCAUUGGUUUCUUGCUUCCAUAUCAAAAGAUUUGAGCAUUCCUCAACACGGAAAAUGUCGAGGAAGGUUGACCGUUACUUGCAAUUCCCAUUUUCAUUGGACAUGGCGCCCUAUCUCUCAUCUUCAAUCUUGAGGCGUAGAUUCGGGAAUAGAAUUUUCCCUUUUGAUGGGGAUGAGCCAGAGGCCUCAAAUGAGUUGUCGUCAGAGUUUGAGCUGUUUGCUGUUGUCACUCAUACAGGUAAACUAGAUGCUGGACAUUACGUGACUUACUUGCGGUUAAGCAACCAAUGGUAUAAGUGUGAUGAUGCUUGGAUAACUCAAGUCAAUGAGAACAUUGUGAGGGCCGCACAAGGAUACAUGAUGUUUUAUGUACAGAAGAUGCUAUAUUAUAAAGCAAGUGAGAAACAGGUUGCUGCAUGAUAUGGUGAAGCAAGAAUUGAUACCUAUAUUAAUCGCACAAAACGAAUGAAAAUUGGACGAAUUGUUGAAGUUAUGGUUAUUAUUUGAUUGUGCAUCAAAGAAUGCCAUGGCUAGUUUUGUAUUGCUUGAAAACAAGUCAUUGAGUUGGCAUUGUCAUUGGCAAAUUACGAAGCAGCUUCUCCUCCACUUUGCCCUCUAGAGGACAUUUUUGAGCGGUGAAUUUAAAAUUCUCAGUUGGAGCAUUAAGCCUGAUUUUUUGAGGCGAUGUGGCAGUUGGGAAAAUUAAUUUAUAGAGGUAUUUAUUUCUUAAAAAAAAUGAUUUCUGAUAUUGAAUUCUGGUGUUGGUAGACUGGUGGUUUUGUUGUCAUGGAUUAUGGCUGAAAGUCGCAACACUUGAAUAUGUACUUUAGCAGUGUACUAAUCUGCUUAUACUUGGCAUAGUCAUAGUCAUAGUCAAAAAUCAAAGUUUAGAGAUAAAUCUCUAGCAUAAUUUCCAGUUUCAA
Molecule: messenger RNA, 2638 nt
Organism: Quercus robur (English oak)
Lineage: Eukaryota; Viridiplantae; Streptophyta; Magnoliopsida; Fagales; Fagaceae
Product: ubiquitin C-terminal hydrolase 22-like
Exons: 3
Coding region: 267-2135 (622 amino acids)
Biological process (GO): protein deubiquitination
Molecular function (GO): cysteine-type deubiquitinase activity; zinc ion binding
Source: RefSeq, a predicted model, not a curated record